AUGAAGGACAUUACAGUGAAAUUGCACAUUAAACCAGGAAGCAAACCUGUGUUUAUGAAGGCUAGGACAGUGCCGUAUGCUAUUCGUGACAAAGUCGAGGCUGACCUGGAAGUGUUGGUCAAAAGUGGUGUUUUGGAACCAGUCACCACCAGCGAAUGGGCGACACCAAUUGUGCCGGUUCCGAAAAAGAAUGGCGGAAUUCGCACAUGUGGCGAUUUUAAAGUGACUUUGAAUCCGGUGCUUUGUGUGGAGCAGUACCCACUUCCAUUGAUCGAUGAUUUGUUAGCAGGUCUGAGCGGUGGUCAAAAAUUCAGCAAAAUUGACCUCAACCAAGCUUAUCUGCAGAUGCAUGUGGACGAAGAAUCACGGGAGUGGCUGACAAUUAACACACACAAGGGACUUUUCAGAUAUUGCAGAUUACCUUUCGGCAUCACAUCUGCUCCUGCUCUGUUUCAACGGGCUAUGGAUCAAAUUUUGAGUGGAUUGCCAGGAGUACAAUGUUACUUGGAUGACAUUCUCUGCACCGGUGCCAACGACGAGGAGCAUCUUCGCAACCUGGAUGCUGUCUUAAAAAGGCUAAGGCAGUAUGGUCUUCGAGUGCGCAAGCAAAAAUGUGAAUUUUUGAGACCAUCGGUGGAGUAUCUCGGGCAUGUAAUAGACUCCCAAACCGCUGCGCAGAAGAAUCCCUUCACUGGCUGCUGCACGUCUCCCGACCUGUCAGUCGUCAUAGACAUGGUAAUUAAAGGACAAACCAAGUGUGAGAACACCGCUCUCAAACCUUUUUUGGAUAGGAGGUGGGAACUUUCUGUUCAAUCGGGUUGUUUGCUUUGGGGGAGGAGAGUGAUUGUGCCACAGUCAUUGCGUGCUAAAAUGCUUGCGCAACUGCAUGCAGGUCACAGUGGUAUUGUUAAAAUGAAAGAAAUAGCGAGAAGUUAUUUUUGGUGGCCAGGAUUAGAUAAACAGAUCGAAGAGAAGGUAAAAAGUUGUUCAUCUUGCCAGAAGAUUCGCAACAAUCCACCUGCAGCCCCACUUCAUCCUUGGGAUUUUCCUCAGGACCCUUGGCACCGCAUUCAUAUUGACUUUGCGGGGCCUUUUGAAAAUCGAAUGUUCCUGGUUGCUAUCGAUGCCCAUAGUAAGUGGCCAGAGGUAGCUAUCAUGAAAUCAACCACAUCGGAAAAGGCAAUUGAGAAGUUAGGGGAGAUGUUUAGUCGUUUCGGAGCCCCUGCACAACUCGUCUCAGACAAUGGGCCCCAAUUUGUGUCAAAAGAAAUGGUUGCAUUCCUGCAAGCCAAUGGGGUUCAACACAUUAAGUCGGCUCCCUAUCACCCGGCAACCAACGGCUUGGCAGAGAGGUUUGUGCAGACCCUCAAACAUGCUCUCAAAGCAUCACAA
Nerophis lumbriciformis (worm pipefish) is the source of this 1392-nucleotide messenger RNA. The record is from RefSeq and is a predicted model, not a curated record. NCBI's taxonomy places the organism in Eukaryota, Metazoa, Chordata, Actinopteri, Syngnathiformes, Syngnathidae.